GAGAAUUCAGCCACGUGGCAACCGCCACCGCCAUGGAGAUGUCCUCGCUCAUGAUCACCAACAUAAUCUUCUACGCGCUCUUCGCCGUGGCCGGCCUGCCCGCCAACGCGUUCCUCAUCCUCGCCAGCCGCCGGCGCCGCCGCACCACCUUGCUGCCCGUGGGCGACCUCCUGGUCCUCAACUUGGCUCUCGCCGAUUUCCUCCACAUCGUCUUCCGCAACCUCUCCGUGCUCGUGUCGCACGUGGCCCGCGAGUGCCUCCUGGGCGCGUUGCCCUGCAGCGUCAUCGGCGCCGCAAUGUACUUCACCAUCGGCUUGAGCGCCAACUUCACGCUCAUGCUCAGCCUGUACCGCCUGGGCAAGCUGCGCCACGUGUGCCGUCCCUCGGUGCUCGUGGCGCGCAUGGAGGGCUCCCGGUGGCCCCCGCGAGCCGCCGCCGCCGCGUGGCUCUUCUGUUGCGCGUCGGCGCUGCCCUACGUGGCGCUGCUCGAGCGCACGGACACGGCGGGAGACGCGUGCGUGUGCACCGCGAACCCGCGCCUCGUGCGCGGCGGGGAGCGACUCCUCGCCUACAACAUCUUCCAGCAGGUCCUCUACGAGUUCACGCCCGUCGUGGGCAUGGUGCUGGCCAACGCCAAAAUCGUCGCCUUCCUCCUAACGCGCCGACGCCGCCAGGUGCUGACGGACAGCGCCGGCGACGGAGCCCCGCGUCGCCUCGUGCGCCAGGUGCGCGCCGCCAAGGUGCUCGUCCUCCUGGCGCUGCUCUUCGUGCUCUGCUGGGGCACCCACGUCCUCGUCUCGAUGUUCUUCGCCCUCGACAAGGUCGCCGUGCUCGCGGCUCGCGUCGUCGGAAUGCUCCACUCGGUGUGCAGCCCCUACCUCGUCGUCGCCGGCAACCGCGGGCUACGCAGUCGCCUCUGGGCCGCGCUUGGACGCGGAGGUGGAGGAGGUGGUGGUGGUGGAGGUGGUGGUGGAGGUGGUGGAGGAGGUGGCUGGGGCAGGGGGUGGUGGCGGCGGAGGUGUAGGUCGGUGGCGGUGCAGCCGAGCAGCAGGAGGAGGAGUAGCGACGGCUGUGGUGGUGGUGGCGACGGCUGUGCUGGUGGUGGUGGACGUGGUGGUGGUGGAAGGUCGAGGGUGGACGUGGAGCUGCCGCCCGUUCACGCGGACGUGCUGCAGAGCUCCAUCAGCUUCAGCCAGCAGCUGCGCAUGGCGAGUCUGUGAGGAGGGAGGAGGAGGGAGGAGAUGGAUCGUCGUGGUUGCGGAUGACGGACAGGGUGCGGUAGAGCGGUCUUGAGUGUC
Lethenteron reissneri (Far Eastern brook lamprey) is the source of this 1298-nucleotide messenger RNA. RefSeq names its product leukotriene B4 receptor 2-like. Lineage: Eukaryota; Metazoa; Chordata; Hyperoartia; Petromyzontiformes; Petromyzontidae. The record is from RefSeq and is a predicted model, not a curated record. Gene Ontology annotation, biological process: neuropeptide signaling pathway. Gene Ontology annotation, cellular component: plasma membrane. Gene Ontology annotation, molecular function: G protein-coupled peptide receptor activity.